Danio rerio (zebrafish) is the source of this 695-nucleotide messenger RNA. The record is from RefSeq and is a predicted model, not a curated record. NCBI's taxonomy places the organism in Eukaryota, Metazoa, Chordata, Actinopteri, Cypriniformes, Danionidae.
ACAAAUAUUUUUGUCUGAUCUACUUCAGUCUUUACACUACUGAUUAGUAUUCCAUGGUUUCUAGGUGCAGGAUACAGGGGUUCUGGUACAGAGAUUCAAAGGUGAUCUUUACAAAUGUGUUAAAUACAUCCAAGACCCCCAAAGAUUAAAGGAAAACAUCCAGGAGCUCUACAAAAAAUAUGUACAGCCAUCAGAUGUGGUGGAGAAACCAGGAGAGGACACAGAUGUGCCAAAGGAAAACAGCAGACACAGGGAGCACUAUGAAAAUGUCAUAAUUAAACUGAAGAAGCAGCUUAGCAGAGACACAAACAUUUUUCAGGCCAAAAACACCAAGCUCAUGAAGGACAAUGUUACGCUUAUGAAAGAGAUAAAUGAUCUGCGUCAAGAGCUCCACACAGUCCGAAUGCAGCUGCGCAGCUUUGAGAGUCAAAGCAGCUUAAACAAACACAUCAAGGGCUCUGCUAACACAAAAGGUACAGAUUCAGCAGGCAGGACCAGCUUGAUGAUGCAGCAGAAUUUUGAAGAAACAGAGAAGGUCAUCCAGGUUCAGCGAAUGGAAAUCCAGAGACUCAAGCAAAAGAUUCUCAGCCAGACAUCCUCCUCUAGAACUAAACUGCCACCACUUUAAACAAUAUUUUUGUAUCAUCUCUAAAUAAAGUAUUGUUAUUUUAUGCAUCAGUUAUAAGGAACAACAA